Molecule: messenger RNA, 716 nt
Organism: Exaiptasia diaphana
Lineage: Eukaryota; Metazoa; Cnidaria; Anthozoa; Actiniaria; Aiptasiidae
Exons: 6
Coding region: 61-543 (160 amino acids)
Source: RefSeq, a predicted model, not a curated record
UACUUGCAACACUUGAAAUCUGACGUUUUUAUUUUGCACAAGAGUCGAGUUCCUAUAUCAAUGGAAAUACAAACGAUUAUUGUAGUGUUUCUUGGAAUGUUUUGUGGUAUCCAUUGUUAUAAUCUUGUUCGUCUGCCAAACCUUUUAGAGUCUCCUCAUAUCAGAAACCAGUCGGCACUGGUCUGUACUGGUGAUAAGUAUGCUUCAGUGAAUCUAGAAAUUGUCCCAAAAAAAGUAUUUUGUGGUUCGUUGAUAGUAUUCAAAGUGUCCAUUACUCCAAAAACCGAUAUUUUGUAUUGUGCUUGCAAGUACUCCUUGAGGUGGAAUGGAAUGUUAUUUGCUUUUCAUGAAUCUCCAGGACUUUGUGAAAGUGAUCGCUUAGACUGCCCUUUAUUCAAAGGAGAGACAUAUACUUUUGUCAGCCAACCAAAUAAGUCAGAGUUCUGCUUCAUUCAAAAGGGGGAUUACAACUUCACAAGUUCAUGCACAGAUCAAAACGACCAAGAAAUCAUGUGUUUAACCUGGAGCAUAACGUGGAUCUAGAUUAGCUACAGUAAAACCGGAAAUUUUCAUUUUAAACAUGCACCCUKCACAUAUUUUCAGUCUGUAUCUUUUAAGUGAAUCCUUAAUUUCCAAAUAUGAUGUCCAUCCAUUUUAUUUUAUUGUUUUUUGUAAAAACUUUGCAUACAAGAUUGCCCUGUGUGCAUGAAAUAAAA